Sebastes umbrosus (honeycomb rockfish) is the source of this 6413-nucleotide messenger RNA. It is a transcript of the gene tjp2a, whose product is annotated as tight junction protein 2a (zona occludens 2). The record is from RefSeq and is a predicted model, not a curated record. Gene Ontology annotation, biological process: positive regulation of blood-brain barrier permeability; protein localization to cell-cell junction; establishment of endothelial intestinal barrier. The transcript is spliced from 25 exons. The coding region runs from base 324 to 3974 and encodes 1216 amino acids. NCBI's taxonomy places the organism in Eukaryota, Metazoa, Chordata, Actinopteri, Perciformes, Sebastidae. Gene Ontology annotation, molecular function: cell adhesion molecule binding. Gene Ontology annotation, cellular component: plasma membrane; bicellular tight junction.
AAGACACGCCCACAUACCUGCAAGAACAAGGAAAUGACUGAUUGUUACUCUGGAUCCAGACGAAACCAAAAAUAGCCAGCAAACUUUCGUCCCAGUUGAAACCCUCAUCGUCCUCUGCAGCCUUCACGUCCACCUCUAACUUUUCGGAUUUACCUGCUCUGGUCACAUAGAAACAGGUAACAGAGGAGAGUCUCACCUGGGACCAGCCUGGUUUUGACCAGACCAGCACUGAACUGCUCAAGUACAACCGCAAGUUCCGCUGGUCCAGAGAAGCUCAGUACUUGUACCUUCGCCGCCUCUCUUCACGCAGCUACUCGGCUAUUAUGAUGAACCCGGUCAUGGAGGAGACCGUGUGGGAGCAGUACACCGUGACCCUGCAGAGGGAUCCGAAGAUGGGCUUUGGCAUCGCAGUGUCAGGGGGGCGAGACAACCCGAACGAGGAAAGUGGCGAGACGUCCAUUGUGGUGUCCGACGUCCUGCAGGGAGGACCUGGUGAUGGCUUGUUGUUUGAGAAAGACCGAGUGAUACAGGUGAAUGCCAUCCCCAUGGAGGGGGCCCUCCACACCUUCGCUGUCAAUACCCUCAGGAAGUGUGGCAAAGUAGCAAAAAUUACAGUCAAGAGGCCCAGGAAGGUUCCAGUCAAUGUGAUGAACCGUCCCCCGUCCCCUGAUGACAGAGUCUUCAACAACGACUACAAUGACGAUUACAACUAUGAGCAGGACCGCCGCAGUGUGUACAGCGCCCGGAGCGCAGGCGGGCAUGACCACAGCCUGGAGAGGGAGCGAGGCGGGGGAGCCUACAUGGAUUCUGGCUACCAUACACGUGAGCGUGAGUACGACAGAGAUUAUGACCGGCGGGAACACGGCAGGAGCGCGGAGAGAGACCUGAGCCCGGACCGGCAGUACAGGAGAGAUGGCAGCAGAGGUCGCACUUUGGACAGAGAACGCAGCCCGGAACGCCCGUACAGGGGUGACCCCGUCCCCGAACGCAACCACAGCCCGGAUAGAAGGUACCGCAGCGAGCGUGCAUUAGACAGAGAUCACAGUCCCGAUCGGCGCUACCGCAGCGAGCGAGCCCUCGACCGGGACCACAGCCCGGACAGACGCUACCGCAGCGAGCGAACGCUGGACCGUACCAACAGCCCAGACCUUCGCCACGGACGUGACAGCCCGUCACGAGGCCGCGGGGGUGACCACAGCUUCGAGCGAGGACGUGAACGCAUCCCCAGUGAGCCGAGGAAGUACGAGGAGCCGAUGAAGCGGAGCGGGAGCAGAGAUCGUCUGGAGCGUUCGCCGUCACCUGCUGCCAUGCCCAUCCCUCUGCCCCGCCCCGCCCGGGACCUGGAUCCACUGGAGAAACCCAUGAAUGUGCUGCUGCUGAAGAACCGGCCCAACGAAGAGUAUGGCCUUCGACUUGGCAGUCAGCUCUUCAUCAAAGAGAUGACCAGCACAGGACUCGCCAACAGAGAUGGGAACUUGCAGGAAGGGGACAUCAUAUUAAAGAUUAACGGCACGGUGACAGAAAACCUGUCUCUCAGCGACGCAGGGAAGCUGAUCGAGAAGUCCCGCGGGAAGCUGCAGCUGGUGGUGCAGAGAGACAAACAGCAGGUGCUGAUCCGAGUCCCCCCGAUGGUCGACAGCGACUCGGAGCUCGAUGAUAUCUCCGAGAUCGAGUCGUACCGCUCCUACUCCCCGCAGGAUGACAGGCGGGGCCACCACUCCGACCUCUCCUCCCACUCCUCCAAUGAGAGGCUUAGAGACAAGCCCAGAGAGGACCCACCCAACAGAAUGGCAAAAAUGGGUGCCAUGCCAACACCAUUCAGACUUCCCGACAGAGCUGUAGAAGACACUCCCCCUUUGCCGGCAGAGAGGGAGGAGCCACGGCCAGAAACACAGCCAGUCACUGUAGCCCCGAGGGUUCACGCUCCUCCUAAGGUGCCACUAAAGCCAAACGUAGAGGACGAGGACGUAUAUGGGCCGAACACGGUGAUGGUGCGUUUCCAGAAAGGCGACAGCGUGGGUCUGAGGCUGGCCGGGGGAAAUGAUGUCGGCAUCUUCAUCGCCGGCGUUCAGGAGGACAGCGCCGCUGAGAAGGAGGGUCUCCGCACAGGAGAUCAGAUCGUGAAGGUGAACAACAUGGACUUCAGAGGCAUGGUGCGUGAGGAUGCUGUCCUUUACCUCCUGGAGGUUCCCAAAGGAGAAGAUGUUACCAUUCUGGCUCAAAGCAAACCUGAAGUGUACAAGGACAUUUUGGCGUCUGGCAGAGGCGACUCUUUCUUCAUCAGGACCCACUUUGAGUACGAGAAGGAGGCUCCUCAGAGCCUUCCUUUCACCAGAGGAGAGAUCUUCAAAGUGACGGACACACUUUAUGAUGGCAAACUGGGCAACUGGCUGGCAAUCCGCUCUGACAAAGACAACCAGCUGAGGGAGAAAGGAAUCAUCCCUGCCAAGAGCAGAGCAGAGCAAAUGUCCAACGUCCAGAAUGCUGCUCGGGCAGCAUCCGGCAACGACAGAGGAGACUUCUGGAGGCUGAGAGGUCAAAGGGCGGCGAAGAAGAAAGACUUACGCAAGAGCCGAGAGGACCUGAGCGCAGCUCCAGUCACCACAAAAUUCCCCGCAUACGAGAGAGUGGUCUUACGUGAAGCUGGUUUCAGGAGGCCUGUGGUGAUAUUUGGGCCCAUUUCCGACGCAGUGAAUGAAAAACUGGGCAACGACAUGCCGGACGAUUUUGUCGUCGCCAAAACGGAGCCUAAGGACGCAGGAAGUGAGAAAUCCUCCGGAGUGGUGAGGCUAAAUACCAUCAGACAAAUCAUUGAACAGGACCUCCACGCUCUGCUGGAUGUGACUCCCAAAGCUGUGGACACCUUGAACUACACCCAGUGGUAUCCCAUCGUCGUCUUCCUGAACCCGGACAGCAAGCAAGGCGUCAAAACCAUGAGGAACCGCCUCGUACCCGGAUCCACCCGCAGCGCACGCAAACUGUACGAGCAGUCCGUCAAGCUGAGGAAGACAUGCUCACACCUUUUCACUGACACUAUCGACCUGAACUCGGCCAAUGACGCAUGGUACGGCAGCGUGAAGGAUUCAAUUCGGGAGCAGCAGGACAGAGCUGUGUGGGUGUGCGAGGGCAAGCUGGACGGUUCAGAGGAGGACCUGGAUCUCCACGACGACCGCAUGUCCUACCUGUCGGCGAUGAGCGCAGACUACCUGAGCAUGGACAGCCGCCUGACCAGCGACUACGAAGACACAGCGGACGAGGGCGGGGCUUACACCGACAACGAGCUGGACGAGACAUUGGACGAGCCCCAGCCGGUGUCGGCCAUCAGUCGGUCAUCGGAGCCCGUUCUGCCAGACGAGAAGCCUCAUCCUGAACCCCGGGCUCGUAUGAGGAGGUCGGGGAGCAGAGAGGUGCUCAACAGAGAUCCCAGCCCUCCCCCUCCUUUUGUCCCCGAACCCCCCAAGGUGCGGGCUCAGACUCGGACUGACUCAACGCGGAGCUAUGACUCACACUCCAGCAGCACCAUCAGCAGCAGCGAUGCAGCGGGCGUAAACAAGCCGCUCCCCCCUCCCGUGGCCCUGAAGCCCACCAUCCCCCGUCUGAGCCAUUCAGAGGAGCCGAGCCCGGGGGAGGACCCCGCCAGCAAAUCCUUCCUGGGCAAGAUUAAAGCUUUUGAGAAGAUGGACCACCUGGCACGAGCUCAGAGGAUCCUGGAGCUGCAAGAGGCAGAAAACGCUCGGCUGGAAAUCGCCCAGAAGCAUCCAGACAUCUACGCCGUCCCAGUGAAACUGCCAAAACCCAACCUCAACCGUCCUCAGCCAAUAGGUUCAAGCUCCAAUCCCGAUCAGGCCCUCAGACCGCCGUACUCCGAGUCCAGAGGAUACGAGGACGAUGAGGCGGAGUACCGCAGACAGCUGGCCGACCAGAACAAGAGAGGAUACUACAAUCCUCAGAGGUACAACGACACUGAGCUGUAGGCUGAGAAACCACGAAGUGACAUCAUCAUCACUGCACAGGGCUGGAUUCCUCCCACGUCAUCACUACAAGCAGACAGCGUUUGUUGCCUUGGUAACAGCUCAUGCAGCUUUACCUUGAUGUAAACUCUCUGAACUUUUUGUUUGUAGACAGAUUUCUGGAAAGAUGUCAACUUCAACACUAAUUCCAGUCACUUUUCAAUACACACACAAUAUGCUUACAAAGUUUACUGAUGUACCUUUUACACAGACAUGAUGUUUCAGUGUAUAUAUUCUUUUGAUGUGUCUGAAGAGGUUUUAUUUGCCCCCAUUUACACUAACGUCGCAUUCACACCAAGAGCCAAGUGAAUUUUCGCCUCGCUUUACUUGCGCGAGUUGGACCGCCGUUGUCAUUUGUGAUCAUUCAUGCUAGAUGCGCCGCAGUAGGAAAAGGAGCUUGUCUCAAUAGAUACCAACUUUUCUUUCCACAAUUUCCAACAUCAACCAUGGAAGAAAUAACCGCUGUUGCUGCUUUGUACAUGUUGUGGAAGAUAGAUCUGGGAUAUUUUGUCCCACAUGUCAGAAACCAAACGCCGAAGAAGAAAACGCUGUUGUGUCUGGGGAUCAUAACAUCACCCGUAAAUAUAUACGACAGCAACGUUGUUGUUAAAACCGGUCUGUGGUUUAUACACAUACGUUUAUACACAGUGUCGUCCCGUCUCUGUACAGAUACGAUGUACCAUCGUAGCUAACAAUAUUUCUUUCCUCCAUUUCUGAUUCAACAACGUCAGUGACGACAGGAGGAAGAUAUCAACGCUGAUGGGCUUUCACAAUACAGCGUCAUGCCAAUUUUUUUUACUCGAGUUGAUUUCAACUUCGAGUCACCCGGCACGAGUUUGCGUCCAUCCACCUCUUUGCAUUGACUUUGUGUGUAAUCGCGCCGCGCAAAAAGUUCACUUCACGCUUGGUGUGAAUGUACAACUAGCCCCAGUUUGUUUCUCAUGCAUCACCAUUACAUUUGAGUCACAGAGCUGAGCAAGAUAAAUACCCAAGGAUUUUUGAAAAGCCUAUAAGGUUGUUAAACUACACUUAAUUUGUAAUUUUGGAGGUACUAGUGCAGUGCCCGUUUAAGGCGUGGCUGGCCAAGUGUGAAGUUGAUUGGAUGAACUUUUCCCGAGAUGUGCGAAAGACACACAGACAGAGAAUCCUUGCUUUAUAGUUAGAUUUCCAGAAUCCACAAAGACUCUUCUAACCAUCUACAAGAAAACAUAUAUUUGUCGUCUGCACUAUGGCCAGCUAUCAUCGUUAGGUGUUGUUGGAUGACCUUUUGGGCUUUUCAAAGAUCGCCACGUGUAUAUUUUUCAGAAAAAACAGACGCCUACCUGUGUUACUGGAACGAUAUGGCAAAACAGGAGGCUGAAACUGGAGCUAACACCAUGCUGCAACCAAACCAUAGACAUGGUACUGUAGACUGUACAGUAUCUAGACCGUUUUACAUCCUAUUAGCCAGCAGUUUUGUGCUUCUUUUUGUUUGUACCCCACCAUGUUCUUACCCUCCACACAGUUAAAUAGCUUGAACGCUCAAACAAUGUAAACUGUGUCAGUAGGGUUUCACUCUCUGACAGCAGCUGCUCUGAUGUCAAAUAGGUGUUUGUCUUCCUCUUCUUAUUCCUCUCCUGCCUCUACAUUCCUGAGUGGAUAUUUGUGUGUGUGUGUGUGUGUGUGUAUACUGUAUAUACAGUGUGUGCAUUCUGGGAAGCGGCAUAUUAUCAAGUGCCUUGUAGCUCUGAUUUUAGCUCGGAGAACAACACUAUCCACAGGGCUCUUAAACGGGCUUAACAACUGUGAAAACAUUUGAUAUUUUCAGUACGUCUUUGUGUAUUAUAUGUGUCAACAGUGUGUCAACACUGACAAAAUACAAGUUGUAGAUUUAGUGAAACUGUCUUCCUACUGUUUUAUUUUUCCUUUAUUGGCCAUUUGGUACAGACGCACAUUGUCUUCACCAAAGACAAAUUCUGGAGAUGCUAAGUUGUAACUAUGAGAUACAGAAUGAUCUCAUAAAUACAACAUCUGUAUCUCCGUCAUGUUUUGGUGAAUGAAGUCAGCUGGAACAGACGGAGCAGGUAAAUGAUGUCAAAAUGCACGGCAUGUUCACAUGAUGGUGUGAAGAAUUGGAUUUAAGGGGUGCAGCACAACAUAACACUGAUGUCUUUCUUAGCUGCUUGCCACCAGAGACAAUCACAUUGUUAUUGCAUAUAUAUGUUUUUAUAUUGAAAAUACAGUAAACUCGGUCAAGUCUUUGUAAACGGGAGCAUUUGGUGACGACAAUCAUGUGGGUUAAUGUCUGUUAGUUUGUGAUUUUUCUCUUUUUUUUUUUUUUUAGUUUGUGAUCUCCGUAGUGUUUCAGAACAGACUCUUGGUAAAUUCAAAUAAAUCUCUUUUUUUACAUUUUUUCUAAUCUGU